AUGUUCAUUUCUCCGACUAGGGUCCUAAUAAACUCUGUUACUCAUCGACAGGUUGAACGAGGCCACAGUGUCCUCGUGCACGCUGCAGCUGGUGGAACUGGCUCCCUGCUGUGCCAGUGGGCGAACUCCCUUGGCGCCACGGUUAUUGGCACUGUCUCGACCGAGGACAAGGCAGUUCAAGCCAAAGACAACGGCUGUCACCAUGUCAUACUCUACACGCAGCAAGAUUUUGUUAGCCGCGUAACAUGUGGUCGAGGAGUUGAAGUUGUGAACGAUUUGGUUGGCAGAGACACCUUUCAGGGGUCAUUGGAAGUUGGGGGAUACAUGGUGAGAUCAGCUGUAGCAGCCAAGUGUGUGUUGUUGAGGCGGCCAUACAAUGCUAGUCGAGAUGAAGUGGUCGAAGCUGCAUCUGAGGUGAAGUUCACCAAUGUUGAGAAAGGCAUUCCACGGGUUCGUGUGAAUCACAGUUACCCCUUUUUCCGAUCUCCAAGAGAGGAGAACAUCAGCUUCCAUUGUUCUAAUACCAGAUAA
Messenger RNA from Salvia splendens (bonfire salvia), 531 nucleotides. RefSeq names its product 2-haloacrylate reductase-like. The coding region runs from base 1 to 531 and encodes 176 amino acids. Gene Ontology annotation, cellular component: cytosol. The transcript has 2 exons. Gene Ontology annotation, molecular function: mRNA 3'-UTR AU-rich region binding; quinone reductase (NADPH) activity; NADPH binding. The record is from RefSeq and is a predicted model, not a curated record. Lineage: Eukaryota; Viridiplantae; Streptophyta; Magnoliopsida; Lamiales; Lamiaceae.